This is a messenger RNA of Malus domestica (apple), 1427 nucleotides long. Its product is annotated as transcription factor BIM2-like. Gene Ontology annotation, biological process: DNA-templated transcription. The record is from RefSeq and is a predicted model, not a curated record. Lineage: Eukaryota; Viridiplantae; Streptophyta; Magnoliopsida; Rosales; Rosaceae. Gene Ontology annotation, molecular function: DNA-binding transcription factor activity; protein dimerization activity.
CACUGUAACCGUUGGCGCAAAAACAAAACUCCAAAACGACAACGCAUCAGCACAAAAAGGUCCACCAAAACCAGACCCUUUUUCCACUAUUUCCAGCUCCGUCGGACCCAACUCGGGCCCCCAUCUUGGUCCCGGACCUCCGCAUUUCCACCAUCGCCGCCUCUCACUCUCACACCGCUCCUUCCUCCCCGUGCUCCUCAGCAGUCGGAGAUGGCGAAAGCUUCAACGGGCCACCACGAUGAAUUUGAAGACGACGAUGAAGUGUCUCAUGGAGGGGAAUUGGCAGUGAAGGUAGAAGGGCAAGGCAGGGAGAAGAACCGGUCCAAACAUUCCGAAACCGAGCAACGUCGGAGGAGCAAGAUUAAUGAGAGAUUUCAGAUGUUGAGAGAUAUCAUACCCCAGAAUGAUCAGAAAAGAGAUAAGGCUUCGUUGUUGUUGGAGGUUAUAGAGUAUAUAAAUUUUUUACAGGAGAAGGUAAAUUUAUACGAGGGGUCAUACCAAGGGUGGAGUCCGGAGCCAACCAAACUGGUGCCAUGGAAAAAUCAUAACAGGUCUGGAGAAAAUUUAGCAGAUCAGUCUCAAGUUAUGAACAAUGGUUCGGGUAAUGAGAAUAAUGUGGUUGUCUCACCAGCAAUGCUCCCCAACACUCAAAACUCACUGGAUCACAUUGCUGGGCUAGCUACUCAAUUGGUUCCUAAUGUGCAGCAACAAUGCAUCUUAGACUCUAUUGGGAGUGGAGUACCCACACAACCGUUGCAGGAAUCUAUUAUUGAUGUUCGGAACAUGGCUUCUCGGCCGCAAUUCCCAUCGUUGGCGGGUAUAACAUCUUCAACCGUUUCAGAUGGUAAACUGAAUAAACAGGAUGAACAUAGUGGAUCUGGUAGCAUCUCAAGUGCCUACUCUCAAGGGGUUUUGAACAAUCUGACGCAAGCACUGCAAUCUGCUGGUCUGGACUUGUCCCUGGCCAGCAUCUCUGUUCAAAUGGAUGUUGCAAAUCGAGCAAGCAGUGGGCUGACAUCUGUAGCAUCUAGUUCUAAGGCACGUGUAAACCGAUCCAUGAACAAUCAAAUGAUGACACAGGCUCAAGUAAGUACCUGUGAUGGGGGAUUUGAACCGGCUCAUAAGCGGUACAGAACAAGAGACGGCUAGACUAGUAGAUAGUUUCUAGCUUUUCUUAGUGUGUUAUAUUUGGUUUUCGUGGUUUUAUUGGGGUUGACGGGGUUCUCGGGUAGGUCACAUUUUGUUUGGAAAUUAUAUUGGCAACAGAACAACUAGGCUAAAGGUCAAUUGUAUAUGUUUUGUGCUCCUUUGUGCAUGAAUUUUCCGUAGAUAGAAGUGUGAGAUAUUCAUUUGUUGGUACUUUUGAAGUUUCAGAUGGAUGGUUCCAUGCAUCAAAAGUGAAGCGGCUUUCGGCCCUGUUUAUGUUC